UCCAAAUCGUCUCGUUUAGGUCGACUCCUAGUAUAAUGGGCAGAGGGUUCGUGCCACGUGAUCUUCGCGUCGUUGUGUCUGUCCUUGUAUGGAGUCUUUUCACCUCGCCACAUACAAGGCUGUCGGUGCAUGCUAACAAAAUAAACUGUGAUGUUCCUUCGUGGCACUAAUGGCAAAUACUUUGCUGACUUGUCAUUUUCCCGAAGAUGUUCAUCACACGAAAAGAGACUUCACCGUCUACAAAUACAGCAGUGAUCGAAAUCCAGAUGCUGUUCUGGACUGUUGGUGGUUGAUGCAAAAAUUAGAAUGCUUCGUCGGGCAAGGAUACAAAUACGAUGGAAGAAUAUCUGACAAACUGUCGCUAGAGAUUCCACGAGUGUCAGCAUCACACCUUGGCACGUACGCCUGUCAGCUCUCUAGCUACGGGUCUAACGCCAUCAACACCUGCGAUCUUACACUCUCCUCAGUGGGACGAUCAGUCUGUGAGGUCUCGUCUGUCAAACUAAAACCGCAGACUGAACUCGUCUGCUACUUCCCUGAGGACCUCAGCAAGACCAGAGCAGACCUCACGGUCUACCAUUACUCCAAGGGUGCACAAGUAAGGAAAGCCAUCAAGGAUGAUAUUUUUUCCCCCAUCACAUCUAAUAAUGUGGUGACCCUGAAAGAGCUAUUCUAG
Molecule: messenger RNA, 676 nt
Organism: Pomacea canaliculata
Lineage: Eukaryota; Metazoa; Mollusca; Gastropoda; Architaenioglossa; Ampullariidae
Exons: 5
Coding region: 170-676 (168 amino acids)
Source: RefSeq, a predicted model, not a curated record